Molecule: messenger RNA, 2139 nt
Organism: Pistacia vera
Lineage: Eukaryota; Viridiplantae; Streptophyta; Magnoliopsida; Sapindales; Anacardiaceae
Product: 3beta-hydroxysteroid-dehydrogenase/decarboxylase
Exons: 12
Coding region: 114-1883 (589 amino acids)
Biological process (GO): steroid biosynthetic process
Molecular function (GO): 3-beta-hydroxy-Delta5-steroid dehydrogenase (NAD+) activity
Source: RefSeq, a predicted model, not a curated record
ACACUAAAACUUCUUUUCCCCGCCAAACCGAAAAACACACACACACACACACAGAGGCUCUCUUUCGUCGAAACGACACGCUGUUUCGCUUUUUUGAAACAAAAAACGCGAAAAUGGUGCUAAACGACGUGCCGUUAAACGCGAUCCCUACCACGUGUGUUGUCCUCAACGGCCGAGGAUUCGUCGGAAGAUCGCUGGUGUCUCGUUUGCUGAGACUCGGCAACUGGAUCGUCCGAGUCGCCGAUUCCGCUCAGCCUCUCCAGCUCGACUCCUCCGAGUCCGACUCGCUCCUCGCCGAUUUUAUCUCCUCCGGUCGCGCUGAGUACUGGCGAGUCGACGUUCGCGAUUUGUCUCAGAUCAAACGAGCUUUUGAAGGUGCUUCUGUUGUGUUCUUUAUGGAUAGCAGUGAUUUGGACACCAGUGAUUUCUACAAUUGCUACAUGAUCAUAGUUCAAGGUGCAAAAAAUGUGAUCAAUGCUUGUCGAGAGUGUCAAGUUAGACGGCUCAUAUACAACAGUACAGCAGAUGUAGUGUUUGAUGGUUCACAUGAUAUUUAUAAUGGAGAUGAAUCCUUAACAUGCCAUUGGAAAUUUCAGAAUAUGAUGUGUGACCUGAAGGCUCAAGCAGAAGCUCUAGUUCUGUUUGCUAACAAUAUUGAUGGUCUUCUGACAUGUGCUCUUCGUCCUAGCAAUGUUUUUGGACCAGGAGAUAAACAGUUUGUGCCUUCUCUAGUGAAUUUAGCUAAAUCUGGUUGGGCAAAGUUUAUCUUAGGAAAUGGUGAAAAUAUGUCGGACUUCACCUAUGCUGAGAAUGUUACUCAUGCUCAUGUCUGUGCAGCUGAAGCUCUAGAUUCACGAAUGGUCUUUGUGGCUGGGAAGGCUUUUUUCAUCACCAAUCUCAAGCCUAUGAAGUUCUGGAAAUUUGUAUCUCUUAUAUUGGAAGGCUUGGGAUAUCAAAGACCGUUUAUAAGACUUCCUAUUAGUUUGGUUUCGUAUAUCUACUUGCUUGUCAAAUCGACAUGUGAAAGGUUGGGCUUGAGAUCACAUAACCAUUCUCUGUCGGUGUUUUACUUUGUUCAAUUAGCCACACACACCAGGACAUUUGAUUGCACUGCUGCGCAGAAACAUAUUGGAUACUCACCAAUUGUCUCCCUGGAAGAAGGUGUCUCUUCAACCAUUGAAUCAUUCUCUCACUUAGCCAAAGACUCACCUUUAGCGCAUUACAGUGACUUAAAUGAACAAUCAAAAGUGGAAAAACUGCUAGGCGGUGGCAAAGUUGCAGACAUUUUGCUUUGGAGAGAUGAGAAGAAAUCAUUUACAUACUUUUUCGCUCUGGUUGUGUUGUUUUACUGGUUUUUCCUUUCUGGAAGAACUUUUACCUCGUCUGCAGCCAACCUUCUAUUGUUGGUCUCAAUUGGUCUUUUUGGAUAUGGCUUUUUACCAUCGAACAUAUUUGGUCUCAAAGUUCCAAGCAUACCUUUGUCUAGUUUUGAGAUCUCAGAAACUCUAAUAAAAAAUUCAAUGGCAAGAAUAGCAUUUUUAUGGAACCGGGGGAUUUGGAAUUUAAGAACAUUGGCUAAAGGAGAUGAUGUGAAUAACUUCAUCAAGGUAGUACUUGCACUUUAUCUUCUCAAGCUAAUUCUUUUGCAAUCGUCCUUAACUGCCUUGAUAGCCGUAGCUUUGGUCUUCUCCUUCACUGCAUUCUUUGUUUACGAGCAAUACGAAUCAGAACUAGAUGGCCUAGGAAAGCUCCUUCUUAAUUGUAGAAAGAAAUCAAAAACAUUGUUGAUAUGCUAUCUACCAACUCCCGUUGCAUCAUUUCUUCGUAACUAUAGGAUAUUGCAUGAACCCAAUGCCCAUACAGUGGUAAACGAUUGGCAAUGAUUCCACGACUCGAUGUUUUUCUCGACUGAGUUUUAAAUUGUUUGUAUAUGAUCUGGUAGCUUAAUUAGGCUUUGUCUCAAAACUGUAGAGAUGAUUGUGUCCCCUAAAAAAUAAUAUAGAUGGGGUAUAUAUUCAUAUAGUGCAAAUUCGUUGUUAAUGAUGUUCAAUCUUUUAAUUGACCAUUAGGUAUCUAGUGUCUUUAAUUGUCUGGAUUACUCGAAACGUUGAAUCUUAUCUCAGCUGCUUAGCCAAAAGU